CAGGGCUGCAGCCAGUCUGCGUGGCGGGAAACCCUCUUAUCACACACUGCACCUCCCCAUCGGUCCACUGCUCUGGUUUCGCUGUUAUCGUCUCACCCACCCAAAGUGAAUUAAAGCUAGCCAAAAGCCCCACUGCCAUACACCACGAACCCCACUUGAAUUUUCCCUCCCCUCCUCUUGGCUUGGCUGCCCUCAUUCACUCCCUCCCGCUGGGAAUAAAAUCCUGUCCACGCCGUGACGUUUCCUCCUUCUCUCUCCUCCUCCCUCUUCCUCCCCUCCCAAAUUUUUGGGCCUGGGGGGACUGCUACCUUUGUCUUUCCCAGUAUCUUAUCACCAAACCUCAAUCAUGGCCCAGGUCGGCACGAGAAUCGUCUCCGCCCUCGAGCUGGACUCCAGCCGGGAUUCGCGGUGGUCCAAUGAAGAUCUGCUACCCACUCCCCCGGAGCAGUGCACCUGGCGUUGGUGGAACUAUGUCUCCUUCUACUGGUCCAUUUCGUUCACCAACUGGACUCUGGGAUCGAGUAUGAUUGGAAUUGGCCUUAACUGGUGGCAAUCCAUCAUCGUGAUCUUCGUCUCCCAGAUGAUCUCCUCGAUCGCGAUGGCCUUCAACUCGCGCGCGGCCAGCGUGUACCACAUCGGCUUCCCGUGCGUGGGACGCAGUGUCUUCGGCAUGUGGGGCAGUUUCUACUUCGUCGGGGCGCGGGCGGUGCUGGCGAUUGUCUGGUACUCCGUGCAGUUGUACUACGGCGCCGAGUACAUGUUCAACAUCCUCCGGGCGAUCUUCGGCCACCACUUCACCGACAUCCCGAACCACCUGCCGGCGAGCGCCCACAUCACCACGCAGCAGAUGCUGGCGCUGUUCCUGUGCUGGAUGGUGCACCUCCCGUUCUGCCACUUCCGGCCGUACCAGCUGCGCGGGUUCUUCAUUUUCAAGACCUUCAUCUCGCUGCCGGCGAUGUUCGGCCUGUUCAUCUUCGCCAUGGUGAACACCGGCGGGAAGAUCGGGUCGGUGUACACGCAGGACAGCAAGUCGACGACGGCGAUGGCCUGGUUGAUCAUCUCGGGGAUCAACAGUGGCCUGGGUAACACCGCCACGCUGAUCACCAACCAGCCGGACUACUGCCGGUGGGCGAAGACGAAGAACGCCCCGCUGUGGACGCAGCUGAUCUCCAACCCGAUCGCGACGACCCUCUCCGCGAGCCUGGGGAUUCUGGCUACCUCCGCCAUCAACAACAAAUACGGCACCUCCAUCUGGAACCAAUGGGACCUGAUGGAAUUCAUCCUGGACCGCUACUGGUCGGGCACGACGCGGUUCGCCGUGUUCCUGGCCGCCUUCGCCUGGCUGGUGCAGAUCCUGGGCACCAACGUCGCGGCCAACAUGAUCUCGUUCGGCGCGGACUCGUCCAUGCUGUUCCCGCGCUUCAUCAACAUGCGCCGCGGCCAGUACAUCGUGCACACGCUGGCCUGGGCGGUGUGUCCGUGGGAGAUCCUGGCGUCGGCGACCAAGUUCGAGACCUUUCUGUCCGGGUACGCCCUGUUCAUGGGGAGUGUGGUCGCCAUUAUGGUUUGUGAAUAUUUCUGCUUCACCAAAGGCAACAUCUUCAUCCCCGCCCUGUACGACGGCACCCCGCUCAACAAGAGCUACUACUACCUGAAGGGGUGGAACGUGCAGGCCGUGCUCGCCUACAUCAUCGGCAUCGCCUUCCCGUUCCCGGGCUUCGUCGGCUCGCUGGGCGCCUCCGUGUCGACGACCGCCACGCGCAUGGGCGACCUCGGCUGGAUUUUGUCGUUUGUGACCGCCUUCGUCUGCUAUUUUGGGAUUUGCUGGGUGUGGCCCACCGAGAACCAGAAGCGCAUCCGCGCGGAGAAGCUGGGGUGGGAGGCCGCGGUCGAUGACGAGGAGGGCGAGGUGUACCUCAAUGCGCGGGAUGUGGGCGGCGUGACCACGGAGGAGGUGGUGGUCGGGGGGAAGGAUCGUGAGGUCGAGAAGCGCGGGUUGUGAUAUUCCUUCGCUUCGCUUUUGG
Aspergillus aculeatinus CBS 121060 is the source of this 2024-nucleotide messenger RNA. Its product is annotated as nucleobase cation symporter-1 family protein. Gene Ontology annotation, molecular function: nucleobase transmembrane transporter activity. Gene Ontology annotation, cellular component: plasma membrane. Gene Ontology annotation, biological process: nucleobase transport; transmembrane transport. NCBI's taxonomy places the organism in Eukaryota, Fungi, Ascomycota, Eurotiomycetes, Eurotiales, Aspergillaceae. Bases 347 to 2002 code for a protein of 551 amino acids. The transcript is spliced from 8 exons. The record is from RefSeq and is a predicted model, not a curated record.